This is a messenger RNA of Dracunculus medinensis (Guinea worm), 1056 nucleotides long. Lineage: Eukaryota; Metazoa; Nematoda; Chromadorea; Rhabditida; Dracunculidae. The record is from the annotation of a GenBank genome assembly.
AUGUACACUGUUCGAGGUUUAGGAGGAAAAGUCAGAAAAGAAGCGGCACAUCGAGAAGGGUCGUUUCAGCGUGACGUUCGAGAAGUUCGCAGUGGACAAUCCGAGCGGAUGCGAGGCCAAGCGAAGUACCAUGGAGAACCUGGAUCUGCGCGGCGAUUAAUGGAAGUAUUUCCAAAAGCUUAUCGCAUUGACUUAUGUCGAGGUUAUUGCUCGAAAUCUAUGGAAAGCGCUUUUAUUUCAUUGGAAAUCCAAGUUUCUUUCAUUUCACCGAACAAUUAUAAUUUGCAAUUUAAAGGCGAACCGUUAUGGAUAAAUUUGUUGAUGAAGGCAGCGAAAAAAUCUGAUAAUGUGCGAGUUUUUCUAACGAAUACGUGGAAGGAAACUUUUGAACGUCGCUAUCCAAUGUUAGCGAAAUUUGAUAUGCAUUUUAAUGAAGUGGAUUCUAUUUAUGAUAUUGAUUCAGUUAAAUUAGAAAGUGAUGGUAAUCGACGUUUGGCAUAUUUUAUUGAUUCCAUCGAUCGCGAUUUUUUGGAUUUCGGUGAAAAAAUCGUAGCGCAUCUCGCCCAGUUAUCCAGAAAAAAUUUGGUUGUAACUCGUAUUUACUCUGAUGUUGUUUCUAAUGAUGGCUGGAAAAGUCUUAUAUCGAUUGCCAAUACCACUAUGGUGCUUUAUUCGGAUGAAAAAGAACGCUGCAUAUGUUCAUGGACUCACUUUAAAAAAAGUGGUGAUCGGCAAUCAAAAAAGGAGUUUUUAACCUUCGAUAAUUGUUUAAAUCUCCAUUGUUCACCUUAUUUACCAUCAGCGACAUCAGAAAAGACUAUUGGCCAGAUGGCACCUACAACAACUUUCGACAUGGGCUUAUCGUUAAGCAAAGCAGAGCAUAUAGCUAAAGAAUCUGUAAAACUUCCAUAUCUAAUGGCACAGGAUGAGAAGAUGUUGGCUGAAAUGGAUAUUAGUUCAAAUAAAAAAAUUCGUGCUGGUGGCCGUAUAAUUUACACUCCUGACGAACGUGAUGAUUUCGAUGAUAGUGAUCUAGACGAUGAUCUUGAAAUCUGA